CACUCAGUUGUUCAUUUCCAUCACCAAGUAAACUCUUAGCUCUAGUAAUACACACAUUAGCAUUUCCCACAUUUUCAGUUUGAAUAAAAUGGCCAAGGCUACUGUAUCAUCCAUUAUCCUUCUCCUCACUUUGAACAUUCUCUUCUUCACAAUGGUUAGUUCAACUUACAUCCCAUGCCCACCAAAAACAAAGAAUCAACCCCAUCCCACUACCCCAUCAUCCAAGGGUUAUAAGAAGUGCCCAAAGGACACACUAAAAUUGAAUGUGUGUGCCAAUUUAUUGAAUGACUUGGUGCAUGUUGUUAUUGGAAGCUCAUCAAAGAGUUCAUGCUGCUCUCUCAUUGAGAAUCUUGCUGAUGUUGAUGCUGCAGUUUGCCUUUGCACUGCCAUUAAAGCUAAGCUCUUGGGAACUAACCUUGAUACCGCUCUUUCCCUCAGCUUAUUGCUCAACAAUUGUGGAAAGACUGUCCCUAAAGACUUCCAAUGUGCAUAAAUGGCCGUCCUCUAUUUUCGUCCGACCCCAACUUGUUUGGAAAUGAGGUCGUAGUUGUCUGUUUGUUUUCUCUAUAAGAUUUUCGUUAGAGAUUUCAAGUGAAAAAUACUAUCAGUACUGUGUGUGUUUAUGCAUGGUUGCUUAUUUUCUCAGGAAAUAUGUGGAAUUAUUCUAGUGCUUAGAAGUACUGAGUGUGUUUAUGCAUGGUUGCUUAUUAUGUGUUGUAUCCCAUAUUUAUUUGUAAUAAGAUGGUUAUCUUCUCAUUAAGGAAAUAUAUUAUGUUUGAUCUCGGGAAAUCAAUUAUUGAUAAGGUAUUGAUAUUA
Nicotiana tabacum (common tobacco) is the source of this 816-nucleotide messenger RNA. RefSeq names its product 14 kDa proline-rich protein DC2.15-like. The record is from RefSeq and is a predicted model, not a curated record. Lineage: Eukaryota; Viridiplantae; Streptophyta; Magnoliopsida; Solanales; Solanaceae.